GCGAAGGGGGCGGAGUCAGUGGUUGGCAGAAACUCUUCCCCUAUCUCUCGCUCGCUGGUCUCUGAGCGGUGACGUAACAUAAUAAGGCUGGGCCACGCACGUGACGUCAUCGUACUCUACAUCCCCACGUAGAAAGUUUGGAGCUGGCUUGAGACGUCACCGCCGACAGCAACAUCCUCAUCGUGGGCAGCAGGAGCAGGAGGAUGCAGCCGCCGGGCCCCGCUGUACACCCGCAUAGCAACAGCCCCGGGGACUUCACCUUCGUGUCUUCCACCGAGGCGGACGAUCUUAGUGGCUCUAUAGCGGCUCCUGAUGUAAAAUUAAAUCUCGGUGGGGACUUUACAAAAGAAUCAACAGCCACCACAUUUUUGCGUCAGAGGGGUUAUGGAUGGCUGCUAGAAGUAGAAGAACAUGAUCCCGAAGACAAUAAACCUCUUUUGGAGGAGUUGGACAUUGAUCUUAAGGAUAUUUACUACAAAAUACGCUGUGUUCUGAUGCCAAUGCCAUCCCUUGGGUUCAACAGACAAGUAGUACGAGACAACCCUGAUUUCUGGGGACCACUAGCCGUUGUCCUAUUCUUUUCAAUGAUCUCUCUGUAUGGGCAGUUUAGAGUUGUGUCCUGGAUCAUAACAAUUUGGAUAUUUGGGUCACUGACCGUCUUCCUACUCGCAAGGGUACUUGGUGGAGAUGUGGCUUAUGGGCAGGUUCUUGGUGUUAUAGGGUACUCCCUGCUUCCAUUAAUUGUGAUUGCGCCUGCACUACUAGUGGUUCGACCCUUUGAAAUUGUUUCCACAAUAAUAAAGCUCUUUGGUGUGUUCUGGGCUGCCUACAGUGCUGCAUCUUUAUUAGUUGGAGAAGAAUUCAAGACAAAGAAGCCCCUUCUAAUUUACCCAAUCUUUUUAUUGUACAUUUAUUUUUUAUCUUUGUACACUGGAGUGUGAUGGUGUUUCUCAAAUGCUCUGGUCAUUUGGUAAAGUGUAAUGCUGGACGGGUCGGUGAGAGGCGACUCUUAUCAUAGAGCUCCUUUCCAAAUUAUUGGUGUGUAUUAACGCCUAUCUGUAUAUUACCCCUCAUGCUCUGUCCAAGGGGCUUACUCUAUAUGGCAAUAUGGGGCAGGCCCAUCUGGCAGGGAAGGGAUCAAAGUAAUUUAAAGCUCUAAUGUUUUUUUUUUUUUUUUGUUUUUUUUUAAUGAAAAAAAAACCAAACCACAUUUAUUUUUGUCUUCAGUUUAAAUUAAUUGAAUACCUUCCAAGAAAGAUGCAUUUAAUGGAUCUGUUUUUCAUAUGGCUGGUGGAUUGAUACUUCACCUGGUGUUGUAUAUGCACUAUAUAUAUAUAUAUAUAUAUAUAUAUAUAUAUAUAUAUAUAUAUAUAUAUAGAUAUAUAGAGAUAUAUAUAUAUAUAUAUAUACAGCCAAUGACUGUUAGCAGAAAUGAGACCAUUACAUUGGUUCUAUAUGUCUGUGCAUAGAAGCCUACUUGUUGGAAUUGAUUUAAAUUGCACAGACAGGCCUAUUUGGUUUGAAUAGUAAUAUAUAGACACGUGCUGUCUGUCUUCACCCCUAGUACCAAACUUAAAAGUAACUAGUAUUCUUUAUGGGAUGAUACACUUACAUGGUAUUUUACUAUGUCCCCCCCCCCCCCCCCCCCACACACACACACCCCUUUAUCAUGUGAGGGUUCUUUUAUCACCCUUGAAAUGUACAGUAUAUGAAUUGUUCAGUUUUAGAUGUUUUUAUUUUAACAAAAUGUGUCAAAUUCUACAGUCUUAAUGAGAAGGCUAUUUCUAUUCUAUUUUAGGAAUAAUUUCAGAAAGGAGUUGUCCCACUUAAAUUCUGUUUAAACAAGAAAUAUGUAGAACCUCUGUAAAUGUUGGAGUGUCCAGAUUUUUCAGCUUGGGGAUGUGCCAUUCACUUGUGCUGGACGAAACAAAUUCUUGAGGAGUAGUUGCUGAACUAUGCAUGGUUAGAGUACCAGCAAAUUCUAGGUCAAGUAAGAUUCAAUCAUGCGAGAUUAGUAAGGGGCUACCAAAUACAUAGAAAUCUGUGCUCAAGUGCCUUGAUUUGGUCAUAUUGGGAUUACUUCUUCAUUGAAAAUAACCUCCAAAUUUCGCUUUUCUGAGCACCUUAAAAAAACAUACAUAGGUAUGAGGUCUGUUAUCCACCUUGGGUUUCCAGUUAAGGUGGCUUUCUUUAGUUUGGAGCUCCAUGGUUAAAAUGUGCUUGGCCACCGUUAUAAAGGACCCCUGUAUAUUCCUACCUUGCCUUACCAUUCCCCUUCUUUAUAAAAUAAUCAGCUACACUCCUCAUAGUAUCUAGGAACAAAGUUUUUGUAAUUUAAACCAGAGAACAGCAGCACAGUACAUUAUUUUUUAAUUUUUUUUUUUUAAUUAAAGAUUUGUAUAUAUAUUCUGUAAAUACAUGUGUGUGUGUGUGUGUGUGUGUGUGUGUGUGUGUGUGUGUACCAGGUUUCUAGAUAAGAGAUCAUAUACCUGAACGGGAUGCUGUCAAUUUACCUACAAUCAAAAUUUCGACGGUCAAAACACCGACAUUUAAAAUGCCGACGUAAAGAAGUCGACAUGAGUUUUACAUGAUUUUUUCAUCUAAACCGACUUGUUCAUACUUUACCAUCCCAGUCGACCUGGAGGGGGAAUAUAAUAGUGUGCCCGAAGCAUGGCGAGCACAGCAGUACACUUAUAUAGUGUCUAUGUCAUCAUACACACCAAAAACAAAUAUGGAAAACAUGUCGACUUUUUGACCUGUCGACAUUUUAAAUGAUGGUAUUUUGUCUGUGUUGACAUUUUAAAUGUCUGUAUUUUGACCUUGUUUGUAUUUUGACCAUCGGUCAAUUGCUGUCUGUAUUUUGACCGCCGGGAUUUUGAUUGUAGGUAUUUCAUACUGAUCCCACCUGAACUUGUGCAUGUCUUUCAUUUGGCACCGAUAAGUGGAUCAUCAUUCUUCAGCAGUGGAAGUUGUUGAUAGUUCUAUGUUUGUCACGGAGAUCAGAAGUCUCCUGUAGUGCUUUACACUUUCCAAAAAUGGAGUCUCUAAUAUUCAGUCAUUUACAUUUUUCCAUGUUAAUACUAUUGAUUUUCUCUCAAACAUAAAGUUGGCCUUUCUCCUAUCAUAAUAAAUCUUACAGUGCUGCUGUGACCAAAAAAACAGACCUUAUAAUUACCUUUUAAAUUCAUGUUCAAUGUGUGGGGGACGGUGUAUUCUUUGAUGGUUAAAGAUGAGAUUAUUUUUUUUUUUUUUUUUUUAGUAUUCAAGCUAUUCUGUAGAUAUGGUAAAUAAAUAUUUAUGAAUUCGAUGGAUCUCCACCAAUGUAACAGUUUUGAUGUGAUGCCCAUCAUUUCUUUAAUUCUGCUGUUACAUAUGGAACUUUUUUAUAGAUUUGCUGUAAUUUCUGAUUCAAUGCAAAACAAAUAAACUGCAGAGAAUAAA
This is a messenger RNA of Pseudophryne corroboree (corroboree frog), 3441 nucleotides long. It is a transcript of the gene YIPF4, whose product is annotated as Yip1 domain family member 4. Gene Ontology annotation, cellular component: trans-Golgi network; membrane. The record is from RefSeq and is a predicted model, not a curated record. The transcript has 6 exons. NCBI's taxonomy places the organism in Eukaryota, Metazoa, Chordata, Amphibia, Anura, Myobatrachidae. The coding region runs from base 204 to 941 and encodes 245 amino acids. Gene Ontology annotation, biological process: vesicle fusion with Golgi apparatus; endoplasmic reticulum to Golgi vesicle-mediated transport.